Messenger RNA from Mustela erminea (ermine), 2547 nucleotides. RefSeq names its product DNA damage inducible transcript 4 like (gene DDIT4L). The transcript has 3 exons. Bases 237 to 818 code for a protein of 193 amino acids. The record is from RefSeq and is a predicted model, not a curated record. Lineage: Eukaryota; Metazoa; Chordata; Mammalia; Carnivora; Mustelidae. Gene Ontology annotation, cellular component: cytoplasm. Gene Ontology annotation, biological process: negative regulation of signal transduction.
AGCCCUCCCGGCCCCAGGGGCGAUGCUGCUCAGUGGAGUGGGUGCUGCGUGGGCUGGGGGUCGACCAGUGCUUGUGUCUGCAGGUCCUUGAGCCUUCGAGGGGGGAGGUUAUUGAGAAGAGUCCGUGCCUCCGUUUACCCCGCCUCUUUGCCCGCGAGCGCCCGGGUCCCAGAGAAUUCACGGCAGCGCCCCGGAAAGGCCGUUCCGCUCCCGCGAGGGAAACAGAGCCGUUGACCAUGGUUGCAACUGGCAGUUUGAGCAGUAAGAACCCGGCCUGCAUUUCGGAGUUGCUGGACCAUGGCUUCCACCGGGAGAGCCUGCUAAAUGAUUUUGACUACUGGGAUUACGUUGUUCCAGAACCGAACCUCAAUGAGGUGAUGUUUGAGGAGACAACUUGCCAGAGUUUGGCGAAAAUGCUGGAGAACUGUCUGUCCAAAUCAAAGCAGACCAAACUCGGUUGUUCUAAAGUUCUCGUCCCGGAGAAACUGACCCAGAGGAUUGCUCAGGAUGUCCUGCGGCUGUCCUCCACGGAGCCAUGCGGCCUGCGAGGUUGCGUCAUGCACGUGAACUUGGAAAUCGAAAACGUAUGUAAAAAGCUGGAUAGGAUUGUGUGUGAUUCGAGCGUGGUGCCCACGUUUGAGCUGACCCUUGUGUUUAAGCAGGAGAACGGCUCGUGGACUAGCUUCAGGGACUUUUUCUUCAGCCGAGGGCGCUUCUCCUCUGGCCUCAAGCGAACUCUGAUCCUGAGCUCAGGAUUCCGACUCGUGAAGAAAAAGCUUUACUCCUUGAUUGGAACCACAGUCAUUGAAGAGUGCUGAAGAGCAGAGAUUUCAAAGGUCCUUUUUAUGAUUGGGUCCUUAACACUACGCAGCUGCUCCAAGAGAGUCAUUUAGUCACCCUGCCUGCUCUCUACGAAAAACCCCAAACUGAGUCAUCUCCCUUACAGGCUUCAUAUUUACGGCAACCCAACUAAAAGGCUGAGUUCAUGGUUUUUGAGAAAGGACCAGAGAACGUGUACAUUUUUUUGCCUAUAUCACAUGUUUUUACAAAAUGGCAUGGAAUAAAAGAAGCAGUCCACUUUAGUUUUAUAUUUGACCUUGCUUUUUCCAGGUAGUCUUGCUAAAUAGACGAUAAACCAAAUGUGUGUAAUUCAAUUUUCAUAUGGCUUUUUUUUUUUCUGUAUGUUUUAAGCAUAAUCCUUUCAAUCACAGAAACCUCAUGAUGCUUAGUCUGUCAAAACUUCCAGAAGCCCACACCGCUUUCCUGCCCCUACUCAAAUACAAAGGGUUCCUAGACUGGAGGUUAGAACUUUGUGGGUGAAUGUAAUUAAAACUUCACCCCAUGCAAGAGUGAUAUAUAAGAAAUGCCGGAGCAAGAACAGAACUACUUCUGUGUUUCUUUGCAUUUUCUCUAUGCUUCUGUUUUAGAGGUGGCAAAAGGCUGGAUUGUCAUCCAUGUAACCACAGUAUUGUUUAAAAUAACUGUAUGGUACAUUACAAGCUUCCUAUUUCUAGUUCUCAAAUACUCCCUGUUAUCUUUAAGCUAGAGAAGUGGAAAGGGUUGAACAGAUUUUUUUUGCAUACAGUUAAUCACUCUUCCUUCCCCUGAGGGCAUGGUGACUGUGUCAGGGGCUGGGGAGUGAGUUCUCAGAUCUACUUCCUUUCUCAUUCAUUUGAUAAUCUAGCUGCUUUUCAUUAUCGCAGAUGCUUACCUUCAGAGGAAGCAUCUCACCUGUUCAGUGUUAUCUGGCUCUGAUCUCUCCUGGGAACUGAGGGGUUUCUCCUUAACCUGAAUCUUCAAAGGAGAUCGUAGGUACAUGUUACCAUUUUCUUGAUCAACAUGGGCCUAUUUAUAAAGUCUUCUCUGGCUAAGGAUAGCUCGUGUACAGUACAGACCAGGGAAUGAAAUUCAUGGCCUAGAUAACCAGUUUUCUUCAGCCUUGGAGGCGUGUCCCUUGGGAACAAGAAAGGCCUGAUUUUUUUUUUCUUGUUCCUCCUAGGUAGGUCCUUAGCCAUUCUUGUUUUAUGUUAAUGAGAGAACGUAGCCUCCAGACUGCAGUAUUCAAUACAGCAAGGCCCUCAUAUUUUUGCUGUAAAUCACAGAGAAGGAUCUCGAUCAGGUCUCCUGCCCAAAUUAUUAGUACCACUUUAGGUGCCUGAAGCCAGGGUUAUAGGGACAAAUGUCUUCAUCCUGGUGUUGCUCAAAAGCGGGUGUGAUCCUGUUACAGAUCCUAUAUAUGACCUACAAUUUCACAACUCAAAUCAAGCAGUCUAAGCAAUCUAACUCUUCACCUGUUUGAAAAGAUAAGGUAAGGCAGAUUCUUACAGGACUGGGCCUGGAGCAGCCAACCUCGUUUGCAUGUCUGUUACUGUUUCAGGCUUAAAAGUCACCGUGAUUCUGUGGGCCUGGCUUCUCUGGCUUGGAUGUAGAACCAUUGUCCUUCCACUAACAGUCGUCAUUGGCUCUUGUCUUUUGUGCUCACAAAAUACUGAUGGCUUAUGGAGAUUCUUAAAUUAAUAUUCCUGUUAAAGGAAAUUAAAGUUUGUC